Megachile rotundata (alfalfa leafcutting bee) is the source of this 2991-nucleotide messenger RNA. RefSeq names its product bHLH transcription factor single-minded (gene sim). The record is from RefSeq and is a predicted model, not a curated record. Gene Ontology annotation, molecular function: DNA-binding transcription factor activity, RNA polymerase II-specific; protein dimerization activity; RNA polymerase II transcription regulatory region sequence-specific DNA binding. Lineage: Eukaryota; Metazoa; Arthropoda; Insecta; Hymenoptera; Megachilidae. Gene Ontology annotation, biological process: regulation of transcription by RNA polymerase II.
UCACGGACCGAUAUUUGUGAUAGUAAAUCGGUAUCUGUGCGAAGGAAGGUGAAGAUGGCGCCUACUGUUGAGAGUCAUGGACGACAUAUCAUCUUGGAGAGUGAUCCUUAUGUCGGUAGCUGGAGACGGAAACAGGCAAUGAAAGGUAACAGUUCUUCGGAUACUUUGGACUUGAGCUCGCACAAUCACCAGCUGCAUUCGAUGAACAAUUCAAUCGCUAUGUCUGAACCACAGAAGGAAGUGAAGGAGAAAAGCAAAGACGCGGCUCGUAAGCGUCGCAUCAGCGAGAAUCAAGAAUUUUUGAAGCUUGCGAAGCUUUUGCCUUUACCCACCGCACUCACGGCUCAGCUGGAUAAGGCCAGUGUCAUUCGGGUGACGACCAGUUACUUGAAGAUGCGUGCGUUGUUUCCACAUGGUCUUGGAGAGGAAUGGGGUGCUUCGCAGCCAGCCAACAUUUCCCUGCAAAUCGCCCUCAAGGAGGUGACUAGUUAUAUUUUACAAGCUCUCGAGGGCUUCGUGUUCGUUUUGGCACCCGACGGCAAAAUCAUAUACAUAAGCGAAACGGCCAGUGUUCAUUUAGGAAUGGCGCAGGUGGACCUAACAGGGAAUAGCAUAUUCGAGUAUAUCUACGACCACGACCACAAUGAGAUGCAGUCCGUUUUAAACUUGCCACAAAGUCCAGCAGAUCUUGCUGGUGUCACCUUUCCACCCCCGAACUCGCGGGGUGAAAUAGAGCUGGAGCGUAUUUUCAUUUUGAGGAUGAAAUGCAAUUUGGCGAAGAGGAACGCGGGUCUAGUCACAGAAGGAUACAAGGUGAUACACUGUUCAGGUUACUUAAGGUGUAUCGUAGAAGGAGCUGUAGGAUCAGAAUACGAAGAUGGCAGCGGUCGCUGUAUUCGAAACAUCGGUCUCCUCGCCGUGGGUCAUUCUCUACCCGGUCGCUCCCUCACGGAAAUCAAAUUGUACCAGAACAUGUUCAUGUUCCGUGCGUCGCUGGAUAUGAAGCUCAUAUUUGUCGAUGGCAGCGUUUCGCAGCUGACUGGGUACAACCCUACGGAUCUCAUCGAGAAGACGCUGUACCAUUACGUGCACGGGUGCGACAUGUGGCAGCUAUGCCAUGCUCACUAUUUGUUGUUGCGCAAGGGACAAGUGAUAACCGGCUACUACAGGUUCUUAGCAAAGUGCGGAGGCUGGGUGUGGAUGCAGUCCUACGUCACCAUAGUCCACAACUCCAGAAGUUCCAGGCCACACUGUAUAGUGUCAGUGAACUACGUGCUAUCGAAACCCGAGCACACGGAGCUGGUACUGAACUGCGAGCAAAAAUCGUAUUGUUCGAGUCCGAGCGACCCACCGAGCGCCCCCAUGUUGACACCUACUACAAGUGCAAGCGCCAACGAUUUGGACAACCACAGUCCCAGUUCUCCAGCCUUUCGGAACAGGUCGAAAGAAUCCUUGGACAACGAUUAUGCGAACGGCAGCGCGUAUCCCAGUCCGGAGUAUGUCGAUCUGACGAAUCACAGCCAUUAUCUGUCGCCUUCGUAUCAGCCGCAGAAUGUGAACAGUAGUCCUCAUGAGGAUAAUUCGAAUUACAACUCUGACUGGUUUUAUCAGUAUGGAGAUAUGCACCAGGAGCCACUGGCAUCAGUACCGCAGCAAGAGUCGCAUCCACAUCCACUACACCACUCCAACUCGCCAUCGAACUUGCAGCAACCCAGUCCUCAAAACGCUCAACAAAAGCACCAACAUUCCCCUCACCUGCUGGACACGACACCUCCAGCGAGUCUGCCACAGCCGCAACCACAGCCGCAGCCACAACCUCAGCAACAGCAGCCCAGUCCUCAAAACAGUCAGCAGAACCGGCCAUACUCGACGUCCUCCAGUUCCUGUUGCAGCACGGACGCCAUGGACACUCACCUGCCCAGUCCAUUGAGUCUCUACUCUCUUCCACACGGCUACCACCCUUACUACCAUCACUACAUGCCCGACUCCGCGCCCUCCAACCUGAACGAGGUCGGCGGCGUCAUCAUGUACCCCAACUGUGGCCUGAACAACGAGGCCCACAACGCUCCCGCGACCAACAACGCCUCCAGCAACGUGCAGCACUACGAAUCCUCCUAUCAACCUCACUCCAGCCACUACAACUCGAACAACAACCCAGUGAAACACUCGUACCAUCAUCUGGAACCCACGGCGGCUGGGUACACCAGUGUGAUCGUGGACUCACAGCAGUAUAGUCCCAGUUCGGUUCAGGAUCUCAUACAUUAUCAACAUCAUUACGAAGCGCAUCAUCAGUUCGUUCACUGACACCAACUAGAUGUGCCCUGCGUAUAGCACGUUGACAACUGCGACCACGAGUCGUGCUACUGUGAACAACCAGUUGGAGAUGACCGGCGCGAUGGCGAGCUGAGGGACGGUGAUCCGACGGAUAUCGAACUUGUUCCCAUCGUACGGUCUAGUAGGAGAAUGGUGCACACGGAUAGGGUCAGCAGGUGAGUGACGCCUUCCAUGGGUGAUCAGCUUCUAUAGAAGCAAGUCAAGUUUUUAACUUCUGCAAAGCAGAAUAUUCGUGUAGGUGAACUUUCAAGAAGAUAAGCCUCCACAUCUCAGUUUGGUCAUACAGUUGGCAAGUGUCAGUGACUGUUAGAGUCUCAUACGUUAAGUAUGUUAGGUAUACACCUGCUAAAACUGUAGCAACAGAAAGUGCGCUUUGUUUAAAAAGCAUACGAUACUUGAUCUUCUCGAUCGGGACUGUGUACAAAUUUUCAUACAGUGUUCGUGUGAAUUGUAGAAACACUGACGAGUGUGGUAAUUUAAUUAAAGGACAAUUAUACUGCCGAAUUUACGCAAUUCUGCGAUAAUAGAUGUACAAUGGAUGUACUUAACGGAUUGGUAAUUUAAGAAUGUAAAGGAUCUAGACAAAAGGUUAAUAUUUGUUGAUCCGUUAUGAUUUGUUGCUUAAUUCACAUAUCAAACUUAACUUUCAAAGGAGCA